AUGCCUAGACCUAAGGUACCAGGCGUCGUUCCGAAGAAGAGAUCUCGCUACGGAUGCUGGCCGUGUAAAGCGCGCAAGGUCAAAUGUGGAGAGGAAAAGCCAAACUGCUUGAAUUGUGAACAUCAAGGCGAGCCGUGUGACUACAGCAUCAGACUCAACUGGGGUGGACGCACAAAGCGCGAGCCGAUGAACCUGGGCUCAGGAGCAUCAAGCACUGCGUCAGACAGCCCUUUCAUACCCACUUUCUCGUUUGGGGAUGAUGCGUUGCCGUGGUAUCCUCCGACCUCAGAGGCAUCAGCGCCGCCAAAUAACGCGAACCGACAUGGUCUUUCUUCGUCACAGAACUCCACUCCUCGACCAAGCCCUACUGUUGUUGAUCCUGAGUUAGCCAGAAUAGGUCGGUCGGGAUCUCACCAAUUUGGAAGCAAUCUCACAUAUCAGCAAGGCCAGUUCACUCAAAGUGUCAAUGGACUGCCCGCAUCGGCGCCCUUCCUCCAAAGUCAAUUCCAGACGCAAUUCGAAUUUCCUCCAUCAGGUCCUGUACUGGACGAGUUCGCGUACAGCAAUGUCGGGUUCACAUCCGUCAAUGCAGAAGCGCCUCUUUCUCCGCCAUCAAUGCCUCCUCCUAGAGGGUCAGGGGACUUGAUGUACAAGCGGCACAAGUCGAGUCACUCAGCAGACUCACCUACGACGGCCCUCUCGGAGGCAUAUUCUCCAAACCCAGGCCCGCCUACACCCUACAGCCCCUUUGUUACGAUGCCGUUGACCCCGAACUCUUCAGUAGGCUCUGAAGACCCAAGCGCGCGCUCUUCGGCGAGCCACCAAAGCCCCGCAUACCCGCCUUCCGACCUUCGCCGACUGUCUGUCCAGUCGCUGGUCAACAACACUCAUGGCAGCACCUUUCAGGAGUACAGUCAGGAUGAUGAGGCAAGACGACGAUAUCCCGUCACGGACUCCGAGUCGACAAUAUAUGGCUACGACCUGGGACUCCCCGACUGGGACACGCCGCGCAACAAAGACGACUCGGCCAUCGCCGUCUUCAGCCCCGAGAUGGGGACCAGGGCGCUCUACAGCGACCUCCGCGUCGACGACGCCGAGCCUCGCGCCCGGGACAUGGCCUUUGGCAAGGGCGGAUACUACGCGAAGCCGGUGCAGAUACGGAUACCAAAGUCGCUGGAGCCGCUGCCUCCGAUCCUCAUGGAGAACAUGAUGAAUCUGCUCUACUUCCACCACUUCAUCAACCACACGGCGCGUAUCCUCGUCCCGCACGACUGCGAGAAGAACCCCUUCCGCCAGAUCCUCCCAGAGAUGGCCGUCCGCGAUGCCUCGAUCAUGAAUCUGCUGCUCGCGUACUCGGCCUCGCACCGUGCACGCAUGCUCGCCCAGUCCGAGCCCAGCAACCGCAUCGCCGUUUGGGUGCAAGACGUGUUCCCAAAGCUGCGGCAAUCGCUCGCGUCGAACCCGCGUGAAAUCCCCAACUCGACGCUCGCAGCCGUCAUCAUGAUGGCGUCGUUGGAAAUCAUCGCCUCCAACACCUUCGAGGUCCCCAUCUCCUGGCAGAGCCACCUGCAGAUGGCGCGCGCCAUGGUGCUAGCGCGCGGCGGCCCGCAGGGCGUCGACCGCGCCGAUCGAGUGAGCUACUUCCUGUCCCGAUGGUUCGCGUACCUGGACGUUCUGGGGUCGCUGUCGGGAAGCCGAACCGACACGCCGCUGGGCUCCAUGUACUGGAGCCGGUUCGACGCGGCACACGACGAGGAGCUGGAGAUUGACUGCCUGAUGGGCUUCACGAACCGGUGCGUGGGGAGCCUGGCGCGCGUCUCGGAGCUCGCCAGGGCGUGCGAGCCGCUGCGCAUCGACUGCCAGGGCAAUAUCAGGGAGGACUGGCAUCCCACCCCGGCCAUCUACGAGCAGGCGCUCGCCAUCAAGGCGGAGCUGGAAGCGGGCCUGGGCGAGCGCCACGUGCAGCACUGCACGCACUCUGCGUCGUCGUCGUCGGCGUCGGAGCAACAGCCCGCGUGGGAUGCGACGGAGAUCUACGCGACCAACGCCAUGUUCCACUGGGGCGGGCUGGUGCACCUGUACCGGCGAGUGCUGGGGAAGCGCGCAGCGGACCCGGCCGUGCAGGGCGCGAUACGCGAGAUUGUCGAGCUGCUGAGCAAGGUCCGCCGCGGGUCCAGCGCGGAGGCGUGUCUCCUGUUCCCCAUGUUCGUUGCGGGGUGCAAUGCGCAGGACCCGCGGCAGAGGGAGAAGAUUAUGGAUCGGCUCCGGGGGGUCGAGGCGUUUGGGAUGACGCAGAUUGAUCGGGCGAGGAGUCUUAUGCAGAGGGUUUGGGAGACGGCGAAGCCGUGGGAGAGUCUGGUCAGUGGGGAGUUCUUUGGCUGA
Didymella exigua CBS 183.55 is the source of this 2382-nucleotide messenger RNA. RefSeq lists its product as uncharacterized. The coding region runs from base 1 to 2382 and encodes 793 amino acids. The transcript is spliced from 4 exons. Lineage: Eukaryota; Fungi; Ascomycota; Dothideomycetes; Pleosporales; Didymellaceae. The record is from RefSeq and is a predicted model, not a curated record. Gene Ontology annotation, cellular component: nucleus. Gene Ontology annotation, molecular function: transcription cis-regulatory region binding; DNA-binding transcription factor activity, RNA polymerase II-specific; zinc ion binding. Gene Ontology annotation, biological process: positive regulation of transcription by RNA polymerase II.